UUAUCACAUAUGGGAGAGAGGGAGCACAUUUUUUGUUUGCUGGGGGGGGCGCUGGACACCCUAGCACUGGCCCUGGUAGUAUAAUACAUGAUAUGCCCCCUGCAGAGCAGUCAAUGGCCUUAAUUCACUUUAUACCACACUACUGGUAAUCCUGACCCAGAGCUCUCAUUACAUAGCACAGUGCCCUUUAGACUCUGCCUCCUGUCAGGGAGAAGGCUGCAGUGUGUGCCGCCGGUACAGCCGUAGAGUACUGCAGUGUGUCCCGCCGGUGCAGCCGCCCCAUGUCCGCCGUCUCCCUUCAGCUCUCCCCGGACCGCUGCCUCUUCGAUGCCCCCCUGAGGCUCCGGGCGUCCGGUCUGAGCCCCGGGCAGGACGUCACCCUCCAGACCGCUCUGACCGAUGAAGGAGGGGAGAUCUUCUCUUCCCUCGCCCGCUACAGAGCUGAGAGCAGCGGGGAGCUGGACCUUACCCGCAGCCCGGCACUGGAGGGCGGGAGCUUCACCGGCAUAGAGCCCGAGGGGCCCCUGUGGGCCAUGGAACCCAGGAAACCCUUUAGAAGGCUGAUCAAGAAAAACGUGCAGACGCCGUUCCAGCUGCGCUUCUCCCUGCACCAGGCCCACGGGGAGCCCGGGACUCUCCUAGCGUCAGCCGCCCAGGAGAGGAGCUUCAUGGGGGAAGGGGUUACCCGGGUCCCGGUGCGGGAGGGGAGAGUGCGGGGCAGCCUGUUCCUCCCACCCGGGACUGGACCAUUUCCUGGAGUUAUUGAAAUCCAAGGGACCGGCGGGGGCCUCCUUGAAUACAAAUCUAGCUUGCUGGCUAGUAAAGGAUUUGCCACCCUGGCAUUGGCUUACUAUAACUAUGAAGACCUCCCAAAACAAAUGAAAGAUCUUCGUUUGGAGUACUUUGAAGAAGCAGUAACCUAUAUGCUGCAGCAUCCCCAGGUGAAGGGUCCAGGAAUUGGUCUUCUUGGCCAUUCUAAAGGUGGAGACUUGGUGCUUUCUAUGUCCUCUUUCCUUAAAGGCAUAACCGCCACAGCUGUUGUAAAUGGCUCUGUUGCCAAUGUAGGCACAGCCCUUCACUAUAAGGACAUUACACUUCACCCUAUUGGCAGGAAUGCGAAGAUGAUGAAAUACCCAAAGCCAGGGGUGGCAGAGAUCAGAGAGGCAUUACAUAAUCCAUUGGAGGAAGCUCAGCGUAAAAGUCUCAUUCCCGUUGGGAGAGCAGAUUGUAAGUUCCUAUUUGUUGUGGGAGAAGAUGACCGGAACUGGAAGAGCGACUUCCAUGCUGAAACUGCUUGCAAGCUUUUAGAAGAACAGGGGAAAGAAAAGCCAGAGCUUGUGUAUUACGCCAAGGCUGGUCAUUACAUAGAGCCACCGUAUUUCCCAAUGUGUCCAGCCUCAAUGCACAGGCUUGUCGGUAUGCCAGUAAUGUGGGGAGGAGAACCAAAUUUCCAUGCUAGGGCACAAGUGGAUUCCUGGCAGAAGAUACAGGAUUUCUUUCACAAGCACUUAAACCAUCAACGUAUCCUGGUUAACAAACUGUGAGCAGUACUGCCGUAUGCAAUAUCUAUCUAUCCUCUGUGUUAUGCAGAGGGAAAGCCUUAUAACUUCUCCAGGAAUUUCCUUUCCACCUCAUUUAUAAAUUACUGUAAUUGGUUGUUGCUCUUCUACGAUGCGAAGCUCUUCUGAUUGUAUAUUGAUAUAAAUAUAUGUGCAUUUGUCAUGUGAAUUUCAAAUUAUUUCUAAUAAAUAUUUAUAAUGCCA
Molecule: messenger RNA, 1763 nt
Organism: Pseudophryne corroboree (corroboree frog)
Lineage: Eukaryota; Metazoa; Chordata; Amphibia; Anura; Myobatrachidae
Product: acyl-coenzyme A thioesterase 1-like
Exons: 3
Coding region: 282-1544 (420 amino acids)
Biological process (GO): fatty acid metabolic process; acyl-CoA metabolic process
Molecular function (GO): fatty acyl-CoA hydrolase activity
Source: RefSeq, a predicted model, not a curated record